UUCUUUUACCUCAUUUUUACUUUUGUCACUCUUAAAAAUCUAAACCCCGUCUCUCUCUCUCUCUUUCCCUUUCUCCACCGCCCUACCCUCGCCCACAUCGCCGCUAGCCAGAUCCGUCGCCACCCAGCCAGGUCCGGCAUCCAGUACGCCGUCGCCAUCAUCUAUUCCAGGCGACUUGAAGCCUGGAGCUGAAGUUAAGAUUACUGGACCUGUUGGGAAAGAAAUGCUCAUGCCAAAGGAUCCCAAUCCUACAGUUAUAAUGCUCGCCACAGGAACUGGAAUAGCUCCUUUCCGUGCAUUCUUGUGGAAAAUGUUCUUUGAGAAGCACGAGGAUUACAAGGUCACUUUCCACUUAGUCUGGACGUCGUAUUGACAAUACUUACCUACAAGGUUCUCCUGUAAACAUUCGGAUAGGCACUAAAGCAUUGGUCCCAGAUUUUGAGGAAGGAAUUAGAGACAUGAGACCCUGGGGACAAAAAGGGGAUAAUCAUACUUCUAGAAUUAGGACCUCUGCUUUGUGAUGAUAUCCUAGAAAGAAAUGAAGCCUAGAGCUGAAGUUAAGAUUACUGGACCUGUUGGGAAAGAAAUGCUCAUGCCAAAGGAUCCCAAUCCUACAGUUGUAAUGCUCGCCACAGGAACUGGAAUAGCUCCUUUCCGUGCAUUCUUGUGGAAAAUGUUCUUUGAGAAGCACGAGGAUUACAAGUUCAAUGGUUUGGCUUGGCUUUUCUUGGGUGUUCCAACAAGUAGCUCACUGCUUUACAAGGAGGAAUUCGAGAAAAUGAAGGAGAAGGCCCCAGAAAACUUCAGACUGGACUUUGCUGUGAGCAGCGAGCAAACUAAUGAGAAAGGUGAAAAGAUGUACAUCCAGAUCAGAAUGGCUCAAUAUGCUGAAGAACUAUGGACUUUACUCAAGAAAGACAAUACAUUUGUGUACAUAUGUGGACUCAAGGGCAUGGAGCAGGGAAUUGAUGACAUAAUGACUUCACUUGCUGAAAGAGAUGGAUCCAUUAAAAGAAACUCCAGAUAAUGAUAGCCAAUCACCGGAAGUAAGCUUUUGUGCCAAUCACCGGAAGUAACCUCAAAAGCUGCAACUAUUGGGCAUGAAGCCAAGGAAAGUCCAAAGUAGCUGAUAGAGAAGUUAUCAGCUGCUCUAGUUAAUGUUAGUGCAAAAGAAGACUUAGUUAAGCAGCAUGCUAAAGUGGCAGAAGAAGCCGUUGCAGGUUGGGAAAAGUCAGAAAAUGAGGUUGCAGUUCUAAAGCAGCAACUUGAGGCAGCUGAGCAGCAGAACUUGACUUUGGAUGUUCGCGUCAACCAUCUCAAUGUUUGCGAGGGGUGAAGUAGUCUAAUGUUGUAGACUAACUUAAUGUAGACUAGUUUAAUGUUUUGUGGAUGUUUACAAAUGUUGAAGUAGUUUAAUGUUGUUUUGAUGUUUGCAAAGGUUGAAGUAGCUUAAGUCUCUUGUGAAUGUUUGAUUGAUGUUUUUAUUCAACUUUGAAGUAGUUUCAAAUUGAAUUUGAUGUAUUGGUGGUUGUAGUAUAUGUGUUGUAAUAGUAGUUUAAUGUUUUAUGUAUUUAAAGUAGUUUGGUG
Lycium barbarum (goji berry) is the source of this 1587-nucleotide messenger RNA. Its product is annotated as ferredoxin--NADP reductase, leaf-type isozyme, chloroplastic-like. Gene Ontology annotation, molecular function: oxidoreductase activity. The transcript is spliced from 11 exons. The record is from RefSeq and is a predicted model, not a curated record. NCBI's taxonomy places the organism in Eukaryota, Viridiplantae, Streptophyta, Magnoliopsida, Solanales, Solanaceae. The coding region runs from base 539 to 1027 and encodes 162 amino acids.